Physeter macrocephalus (sperm whale) is the source of this 535-nucleotide messenger RNA. It is a transcript of the gene C18H6orf52, whose product is annotated as chromosome 18 C6orf52 homolog. Gene Ontology annotation, cellular component: nucleus. Gene Ontology annotation, biological process: selenocysteine incorporation. The record is from RefSeq and is a predicted model, not a curated record. Gene Ontology annotation, molecular function: tRNA binding. NCBI's taxonomy places the organism in Eukaryota, Metazoa, Chordata, Mammalia, Artiodactyla, Physeteridae. The coding region runs from base 1 to 474 and encodes 157 amino acids. The transcript is spliced from 4 exons.
AUGGCUGAACAAGAGAGUUUUGCAGGUUUCGGCAUAGCGCAACAAAAUAAUUAUUACUGGUACUGGCAAAGUUUCCCUUCUGCUCUUAGAGUGAAGCCAGACUUCCAUUCCUGCCAGGGUUACCCCUUUGGCAACUGGUACCAGCAACAGCACAGCUGUUAUCCUCCUUCUGGCUAUAGCUGUGGCCAUGGAACGGAUGGAAAUGGACCCAACCUUUAUUCUGUGCGUGAGACCUCCGGAUACCCAGUUGAAACUUCGCUUACACCCAAGGAAACCACAGCUCUGGCUGAAAACCAAGAUGAAGAUUCACUAGAAGAUCCAAAUCUUCAUUUGAAUAUUGAGGAGUUAAACAAAGAAUUUAUGGUGGAAAGUGAAGAACUCUAUGACUCUCUCAUGAAUUGCCACUGGCAGCCUCUGGAUACAGUUCACUCUGAAAUCCCAGAUGAGAGCCCCCAAAAACAAGAUGUUCAUUAAGCUACCCAACUAUCACAUUAAUUGUAUCUUGUUUCGUUUUUGUUAAAAAAAAAAAAAAAUU